AUGCUGACCGAGAAGGUCAAGUUUGACAGAGGUGAGGUGGAGGAGAGGAUUGUGGAUAUCUACGUCAGUGCCGACCCCCUGAGAGACGAACAAACUAGUUCUGAAGGCUGGCAGAUGUUUGAUUCCAGUUGGUACUUCCUGUCUACCAAGACUAACACCUGGAAGGAGAGCAGAGAGGACUGUCUGGAGAGAGGAGCAGACCUGGUGAUCAUAAACAGUGAUAAGGAACAGACAUUUCUGUACAACCUCAAGAAGAGAGUCUGGAUUGGUCUGACUGACUCUGUUAAUGAGGGGACCUGGAAAUGGGUGGACGGCACAUCACUGUCCACAGGGUACUGGUAUGACAAACAGCCUGAUAAUGUUGGUCCUACUGGGGAGGACUGUGCUGAGAUACACACAGAUCAGAGUCCUCUAAAGGCAUGGAAUGACAUGUCAUGUGACAGCAAACUCAACUGGAUUUGUGAAAAAGUUGUUUAA
Messenger RNA from Coregonus clupeaformis (lake whitefish), 477 nucleotides. RefSeq names its product CD209 antigen-like protein D. Gene Ontology annotation, molecular function: signaling receptor activity. Bases 1 to 477 code for a protein of 158 amino acids. The record is from RefSeq and is a predicted model, not a curated record. The transcript has 4 exons. Lineage: Eukaryota; Metazoa; Chordata; Actinopteri; Salmoniformes; Salmonidae.